Brassica oleracea var. oleracea is the source of this 987-nucleotide messenger RNA. RefSeq lists its product as uncharacterized. Lineage: Eukaryota; Viridiplantae; Streptophyta; Magnoliopsida; Brassicales; Brassicaceae. Bases 1 to 987 code for a protein of 328 amino acids. The record is from RefSeq and is a predicted model, not a curated record. The transcript has 2 exons.
AUGGUUGGUAACGUUGCGGAUGAAUUUUCAGCCCUUACCGUCUUUGAAGAUGAAUCAGGGGUUGGCAAAAUAUGGAAAGAUCUAUUUGAAACUGAAGAUGUAGACGUGCGAGUACCAGAAGUGCUUCAAAUGCUUGCAGAGCCAGAGUUACCUGUGGACAAGCGUUUGCCGCUGGCUCUGAUUGCUCUUGUAGAUGGUCUGUUAGUCUGUGGUCACAAACAGAUACGAGUCAAGCAGUCGUACGUCAGAAUGGUUGAAGACCCCGAAGAAUUUCUUCAAUAUAGUUGGGGGAGAGCAGCAUUUCUCACGACUUUGUUUAGAUUGACCCCGCCUGCAGCUGCAUCUCCUGCACAAAAGGCUAAAUCCCUUGAGGUCAUGCGAGAGCGGCUCAAACAGAAAACCACAGCAUGUUCUGGUUUCCCUUUGGCGCUGCAACUGUUGGCUUUCAAAACAAUCCCAGCACUUUUGGCAAGAAUUCCUCAAGCUGAAAAGAUGACAAAUUUUUUGGAAGAUCCUGAGGGAUGCAACACAACAAAUACACUUCUACAUUUCGAAGACAUCAUUGAAGUUGAAACCGAAACCGAGGUACGAUUUAUUGAAGUCACCAUUGUGUUGAUGUUGUUACCAGAUGAAGGUGGUGAUUUCAAGUGGGAGGACAAAAUCGAAGACCCCACAGUUCAGAAGUUAGUUGGUUUGAUGCGUGGAGGCCACAAGUUUCAAACCUCGGAUUUCGUUGGUGGUGAUUCCUCCCUUCCGCCUCUUAUUGGUACUUCCAAAGUGACAGGGCCUGGUGUUACAAAAGAGUGUCCACAGGAGAGACGACGAUUUCGGAAAAAAAUUGAAGAACCAGGGUGUUCGAGUCAACCGCAGCGUCGUCCAUUUCGUCCCCGGCGUGGUGUUGGUGUAGAGCCUGAAUCUACAGACAGUGGAGAAAUUAAUGAGGAGCUGAAAGCAUGGAUCUGUGGUGAGCUUAGCACACGUAUUUGA